Messenger RNA from Colletotrichum navitas, 784 nucleotides. RefSeq lists its product as uncharacterized. The record is from RefSeq and is a predicted model, not a curated record. The transcript is spliced from 2 exons. Lineage: Eukaryota; Fungi; Ascomycota; Sordariomycetes; Glomerellales; Glomerellaceae. Bases 281 to 784 code for a protein of 167 amino acids.
GCCCGCGCCACAGAAAAUUUCUCCCUUCAGGCCUUUCGUCUGCCCCCUCCCCCGUCCUGGUCCUCGCUCUCCCUCGCCCAAAUUUUUGGCUUUCUGGCUCAGGCUCUGACUCUGGCUCUGACACCGACUCUCUGGCCUCUUCCAGUGUUGUGUUGUCGUCCACACGGUCCUGUCCACGUCCACAUCCACGUCCGCGUCCCCCCUCCCCCCAUCCCUAAAUCCGCCCAGGUCUCUUCCAUGUCCGCCUUCUCUUCCUCGCACACCACCCUUCACACCUCGCAUGUUUGCUCUCCCUCCCCCUUCUUUUUUGUGCACACCUCCCAGAACCCACACACACUCCACGCCUCUCCCUCCCCCCAAUCCCAUUAUCGACACCCCCAGACCACAUUCAAGGGUUCGUUUGUUGCAUCCUUUUGAGCAUCUCUGGGAUUCGCCUCACGAUAGCGGAGGCUCAACGACAUCGAGGGAACGACUUCGACGUCGACGUCGACGCCCACGCUCACGCCCUGCGCUGAGCUCCUCCCGAACCGCCUCUAUCCAGGUUUUUCGCGGUCCUCGCCCUCGCCGCCAAGCGUUCUCGUCCUCGUACGUAAACGUCCGACCUCAACACUCGCGCACCAACAACAUCAACAACAUCAGCAGCAUCAACAGCACCAGCAGCAGCAGCACCAGCAGCAACAACAGCAGCAGCAGCACCAGCAGCAGCACCAGCAGCAGCAUCAACAGCAGCACCAACAACAGCACCAGCAGCAGCACCAGCAGCACCAACAGCAGCAGAGCCUGA